CCUGUGCUCCGUAGUCCCGGACCCGGCAGCGGCAGGUUCGCUGCGAUCAUCGCGGUGGGGACAGCUAACGUCUCCGGCGGCCGCCGUGGAGGCAGCGGUCGCCCAGCUGUGGGAGGCUAUGGGGGCGCGCUUUUCCUCUAGGUGCCCAGCUAACGGCGGCUCGGAGAGCCCUGCCCGGCUGCUGUAGGGAGCGGCAGGGGAGCAGACUCAUUCGCUGAAGACCCCCGGGAUCCACUCGCUGGGCUCCUGGCUUGCCGUGCGGCUCCCGGGCGUGGAAGAGGAACCGUACUCCGAAGCGGGGCGAGGAGCAUGGGGAGAGCGUCCGCCGCAGGAGGAGGCUCCGGAGGGGCGCGUCGGUGGUUCCCUUGGCUGGGGCUCUGCUUCUGGGCGGCAGGGGCUGCGGCUGCCCGAGGAACCGACAAUGGUGAAGCCCUCCCUGAAUCCAUCCCAUCAGCUCCUGGGACACUGCCUCAUUUCAUAGAGGAGCCAGACGACGCUUAUAUCAUCAAGAGUAACCCCAUUGCCCUGAGGUGCAAAGCAAGACCAGCCAUGCAGAUAUUCUUCAAAUGCAAUGGCGAGUGGGUUCAUCAAAAUGAGCAUGUCUCUGAGGAGAGUCUGGAUGAGAGUUCAGGCUUGCGGGUCCGUGAAGUGUUCAUCAAUGUCACCAGGCAGCAGGUGGAGGACUUCCAUGGCCCAGAAGACUAUUGGUGCCAGUGUGUGGCAUGGAGCCACCUGGGGACGUCCAAGAGCAGGAAGGCCUCCGUGCGCAUAGCCUAUUUACGGAAGAACUUUGAACAAGAUCCGCAGGGGAGGGAGGUUCCCAUUGAAGGCAUGAUCGUGUUGCAUUGCCGCCCGCCGGAGGGAGUCCCAGCGGCGGAGGUGGAAUGGCUGAAGAAUGAGGAGCCCAUUGACUCUGAGCAAGAUGAGAACAUUGACACCAGGGCUGACCAUAACCUGAUCAUUAGGCAGGCGCGGCUCUCGGACUCAGGGAAUUACACCUGCAUGGCAGCCAACAUUGUGGCCAAGAGAAGGAGCCUGUCAGCCACGGUGGUGGUUUAUGUGAAUGGAGGCUGGUCUUCCUGGACAGAGUGGUCAGCCUGCAAUGUUCGCUGUGGUAGAGGAUGGCAGAAACGUUCCCGGACCUGCACCAACCCAGCUCCUCUCAAUGGUGGGGCCUUUUGUGAGGGAAUGUCAGUGCAGAAAAUUACCUGCACUUCUCUUUGUCCUGUGGAUGGGAGCUGGGAAGUGUGGAGCGAAUGGUCAGUCUGCAGUCCAGAGUGUGAGCAUUUGCGGAUCCGGGAGUGCACAGCACCACCCCCAAGAAAUGGGGGCAAAUUCUGUGAAGGUCUAAGCCAGGAAUCCAGAAACUGCACAGAUGGUCUCUGCAUUCUAGAUAAAAAACCUCUUCAUGAAAUAAAACCCCAAAGAUGGAGUAGGAGAGGCAUUGAGAAUGCCAGCGACAUUGCUUUGUACUCGGGUUUGGGCGCUGCAGUCGUGGCCGUUGCAGUUCUGGUCAUUGGCAUCACCCUUUAUAGACGGAGCCAGAGUGACUAUGGCGUGGACGUCAUUGACUCUUCUGCAUUGACAGGUGGCUUCCAGACCUUCAACUUCAAAACAGUCCGUCAAGGUAACUCCCUGCUCCUGAAUUCCGCCAUGCAACCAGACUUGACAGUGAGUCGAACAUACAGUGGGCCCAUCUGUCUCCAGGAUCCUCUGGACAAGGAACUCAUGACAGAGUCCUCACUCUUUAACCCUUUGUCAGACAUCAAAGUCAAAGUUCAGAGCUCAUUCAUGGUUUCCCUGGGAGUGUCCGAGAGAGCCGAGUACCAUGGCAAAAACCAUUCUGGGACGUUUCCCCAUGGAAACAACCGCAACUUCAGUACAGUGCAUCCCAGAAAUAAAACACCCUACAUCCAGAACCUGUCAUCGCUCCCCACAAGGACAGAGCUGAGAACAACUGGGGUCUUUGGCCAUUUAGGAGGACGCUUAGUAAUGCCAAAUACAGGGGUGAGUUUACUCAUACCACAUGGCGCCAUCCCAGAGGAGAAUUCUUGGGAGAUUUAUAUGUCCAUCAACCAAGGUGAACCCAGCCUCCAGUCAGAUGGAUCGGAGGUGCUCCUGAGUCCUGAAGUCACCUGUGGUCCCCCAGACAUGAUUGUCACCACUCCCUUUGCAUUGACCAUACCACACUGUGCAGACGUCAGUUCUGAGCACUGGAAUAUCCAUUUAAAGAAGAGGACACAACAGGGCAAAUGGGAGGAAGUGAUGUCAGUGGAGGAUGAAUCCACAUCCUGUUACUGCCUUUUGGACCCCUUUGCAUGUCAUGUGCUCCUAGACAGCUUUGGGACGUAUGCCCUCACUGGAGAACCAAUCACAGACUGUGCCGUGAAGCAACUCAAGGUGGCAGUUUUUGGCUGCAUGUCCUGUAACUCUCUGGAUUACAACUUGAGAGUCUACUGUGUGGACAAUACCCCUUGUGCAUUUCAGGAAGUGGUUUCAGAUGAAAGGCAUCAAGGUGGACAGCUACUGGAAGAACCAAAGUUGCUGCAUUUCAAAGGGAAUACCUUUAGUCUUCAGAUCUCUGUCCUCGAUAUUCCUCCAUUCCUCUGGAGAAUUAAACCAUUCACUGCAUGCCAGGAAGUCCCGUUCUCCCGCGUGUGGUGCAGUAACCGGCAGCCCCUGCACUGUGCCUUCUCUUUGGAGCGUUACACGCCCACCACCACCCAGCUGUCCUGCAAAAUCUGCAUCCGGCAGCUCAAAGGCCAUGAACAGAUCCUCCAAGUGCAGACAUCAAUCCUAGAGAGUGAAAGAGAAACCAUCACUUUCUUUGCACAAGAGGACAGUACUUUUCCUGCACAGACUGGCCCUAAAGCCUUCAAAAUCCCCUACUCCAUCAGACAGCGGAUCUGUGCUACAUUUGAUACCCCCAAUGCCAAAGGCAAGGACUGGCAGAUGUUAGCACAGAAAAACAGCAUCAACAGGAAUUUAUCUUAUUUUGCUACACAAAGUAGCCCAUCUGCUGUCAUUUUGAACCUGUGGGAAGCUCGUCAUCAACACGAUGGUGACCUUGACUCCCUGGCCUGUGCCCUUGAAGAGAUUGGGAGGACACACACGAAACUCUCGAACAUUACAGAAUCUCAGCUCGAUGAAGCCGACUUUAACUACAGCAGGCAAAAUGGACUCUAGUCCACUUCCUCUCAAGAGACAGAGUGAUGGCCAGCUUCGGGACAUUUGCUUUAAGUGGAAGAAACAGGCAGCUUUCUGCCCCAUGGCAUUUUGGAAAUUCAGCCUUCAUUCACAAUCAGUGAGAAUCCCUGGUUGAAAAACUGAAUUUUAUAUAGGUAAAAUAUGUUAAUAGGGAAAAGUAUAAGCUCUCUUAAAUAGAAGGCUGUCUCCUCUGAAUCCAUACUGGGGUUAACACUUGAUGAACUUCUCAGAUUUGGGAUGGCAAGGAUAAAAGUGAAGACAUAUCUAAAUAGAAGUUACUGUGGGAAAAGAUGAGCUACAAUAAAGCGGGGAAAGCAGAAAAUGAAAAGUGCAUGUUUGAAAACAGGUUUUUAAUGAUGUGCCCAAAAGGGCAAGCUGAUUCUGGUACCAGAUUGUCAAGAGUUUUCUACCAACUGGCAUCUGUGAUGUCGGCAAUCAUUGUAAAACUGGCUUUCAGAAGUAAGUGAAACAGGGUUGUCAACCCAUUUGUAUGACUUCAACGUCAAGGAGGUCAUUUAGAAUUUAGAAUCUGAGUACAUCACACCAGCACCAACCAAUUCCUUAUCUAUCCUAGGCACUUAAUGGAAACAAGAUCAAGAGAUAUAGACCACAAACUAGUUAUUGCAGUGUACCCCACCUUCAUUUUCUUCUAGGACAAAUCUACCCCAUUCUUUCUUCACCUUCCUUACCCAUUAUGGUAGAGGAGAAGUUUCAAGCAACAUAAUUAGACUUUUCAAUAUGGAAAUGUAUUUCUUCCAACUCAACAAAGCAGGCCAUCUCUAUUUUCAGCUAAGCCGCUCAAAUUGCAGAGUACUGUUCGCACACAGCUUAUUACAUGGAUUUUGAGACGAGAGAGAUCAAAUUAGGUCCAAGGAAACAUAUGAACUGCAGAUGCCACAGGCCUCAUAUAAGCUCUACUUCUUGUAUGCAAGCGUUGAUCCACUUCCCCAACAUUGUCGUUAUAAGAGGAUGAGAAGGUUUUACUGUACUUUUCAAUCUAGAUUCAAGAAAUUUCCUAGUCUUUUGGUAAUGUGUUAUCACCAAAUCUCUCCAGAGAGCUAUAGGUCACCCUCCUUUUGCCUCUUGGGAAAUUAGCAAAUAGUCUUUGCUCUAAAUAAUAUCUGAGUAAAUAGACCUCUACCACAAUGUCCUAGAAACCAUAUGCAUUGUUCAGGGAGCCAUCAAGUUCUGACAACUCAACCUUACCAAGUAUGCUUUCUCUAUAGCACCAUUAGCAUACUGCUUUAUAUUUUAAAUAAGAGGCAUUAAUAUUGUAGAGAAUUGAAAUCCAGACAAUUCAUGUCCCCCAUCUUAACACUUUGUCUUUUAUCCUAUGUAAUCAUUUUGACAAGAUGUCCUGGUAAACUAAAGAUGAAAAGAUCUGCUCCUGCUUAUCUUCUGGCGGAUGCUUUAAUCAACUGUCCACAAUUAGGACAACCAAAGUCAAGGACCUAGAUUAAUCACAAGGCUGAUCAGCUACUUAGAGGUUGGCCACACUGAGAUAAAAUAAAACUAGUCAGGAAAUGGGGGAGAUGGAGAGUACUUGGCAUCGGGGAUAUGAUCAGUUUUUUUUAACAACGUUUUUGUAGGUCCCAUGUUUAAAAAAAUGUUGUGAAUUAAGCAAAAAAAGACCUAAAGGUAGGAUGAAUGUAUGAUACAUGGGUAAGGCAUUGAAGAAUCCUUGAAUGAGUUGGUUAUUUUCUCUAACUAAAGUGUGGUAUAUAUGGUCCCCUGUAUGCAACAGAAGGCUUUGCUACAUGACAUUCAAAAGCAUCUUGCUUUUCUCAGGAACCAAAGGCAUGUUAUAUAGAACAAACAACUCCUCUUAGAACUGUCAAGCAUAUUUUCAGAAUACUAUAUCUAGAUCAUGAAAACAUCCUUUUGCUAGUGUGCUCAACUUGUUUAUUCCUUCUAGGGAACAAUAGAGAGAAAGCAUGAAAGUGUAAAUCAUUUCACAUUCCUGAUAUGAUUCUUGAAAGAGAAAGAAGUGGAAGUAGAUGGUCAAUCACCCAAAAUAAACUUGAGAUUAACUGGCACGGCUGGGAUGAAGAAAUAAUCUGCAUUAAUUGUUAAAUAAUAACUAGUAGAAAACACAUUAUAGAGAUUUUGUUAGUAAAAUUCUCUUGCAGGAUUUUUUGUUUUAAACCAUCCUACCCUUUUUUCCUCUUCCCUUCUAAUUGGCCUUAUAAUUGUUUCAUCUAUUCUGUGACUCCACACAGAUCUUUUUUAGAUUUUUGAUAUAUUUUUUAUAUUUUAAAACAGAUGAAAAAUUGUAAUGUUUUCCCUAGAAUCUAUCUAGGCUGUUUUUAAGAUAAGAGGUUAUUAUCGAUCCCUGAAUGUCUGGAAUUUCCUCCAUGGAUUUUUUUUUUUUUUUUUUUUUUUUUGGUUUGGGUUUUAUAAAUACAUUUGAUCAUCACAUUCAGUUUUUGUAGGAAUGCAAAGGAAGCAAAUUAACAUGAUUCACCUCUGAUUUCAGCCCAAGGCUCAAGUCCAUCUUUCAGUCCCUUUUGCUCCUCUUUACAGUUCUCUAUUAUUUAAUUCUGCUAGGAUCCUUCAUAGUAUUUCUACAAAAAUGUAUGAAAUGAUGUGGCCAUUGCAUGUUAGAAUUGUGCAGUAUUUUACAAUAGAUUUCCAAAAAGAACCCAUGUUUGUGAGAUUUAUAGACCGGUGGGUUGGUGGGGGUGUGUGUAUAUGGUGCAAGGGGAACAGGAAAUUGCAGAUCAGAUAGACUUAUAUGACACUUAAACCUGUGGUUACUCACUGUGACCUAAACCCUUGUUCUAUUUUAAUAUUUGCCUGCACAAUACAAAUGUCCCUCUUGAAAGAGAUUUACUCGUCAGUCCAAGUACUUAUUUUAGAAGUCUUAUUGACCUAAAGCAAAAUGAACCAAGAAAUUAAAAAUGGCCUUACUACUUGGUAGGUUACUUAAAAUUUUUACAAAACAUCCCACUUAAUGCCAAGUCGUUAAGUCCUCAAAGCCAUUUAAGUCUAAUAGUCAUGCUUUAAACAUGACUUAAAAUCAUGCCACCAAAAUGGCGCACUUCACAGCUUCAUCAGACUGCAGCAUCAUAAAAAUAAUCUACAGUUUUUAUAACAUUGCUUGCACAAUCUUACCACUUUAUAUUAAAAUCCUUUAAGCCAAAAGGAAGCUCACUCUAUGGAUUUAAAUGCAAACUUCAUUUACCGGUACAGAAAGUCUCAUAAAACUCAAAUAUACUCCCACAAAAAUUUUAUUGGCCUUUUUGUAAGAGAUGAAUAGGAAUUGAUACGGUUCUCUUUAAAGAAGAGAACAUUUCUCUUUUUUUAUUUUUAUUAUUUUUAUCUCCAACUGCAAGAAUUAUGCUUUGCCAUAUUCCCUAUAGUUUUCUUUCAGUUAAGGAAAGGGAUAUUAAGUCAAAUGACUAAAUAUUAUUUUUGGAUUAAAAGUUUUGGAUUUAUUACAACUAUCUCAACAUCAGGAUUGAUACGCUAAGAUGGAAUAUUAAAAUGGUAUAAAUGAUUUUAGAGAGUAUUCUACACUUGCCAAACUUCUGGCAAAUUUACCUGUGAAUUUCAAAAUGUCAGAAAUUCUUUUGAUGUGCUUUUGUCUUUCCUUUUCACCAUUUUUCUCUUCAAUUUCUUAGUCCCUCUGUAAAGGUGUUGAAUAAUAUGUGAAAGCUACCAAAUGUGUUGAAGAUAAAGUUCUCUCAGAGGUCUUUGUUCCAGAUAUGUGAAGGUCACAGGAACCAGGACGGAGCUGAGAAAUGUGCUUCUCUGGCCCACUCUGUGGCCCAUUUUCAUUAAUUUUCCUCAUGAAACAUUACAAAGUUCUGAAUCCCUAGUAACUCCCAUUGACUGGACCAGAGGUGACAUCCACAGCAAGUGGGAGAGCAAAAUGUUGUCCUACAGAUAGUGACAAAAUUUUAUUAGCCUUUUGAUGUUAGUUGCCAUAAUGCUGUAUUUGAAAUUGAUGCUUUAGCCAAAAGCUGAAUGACCACCGUUUCCGCAGUUUCCACUGUUUUGUCUGCAUAGAAUUUUUCUGAACUACAAACAAAAAUGUAUUUUGUCAAAUGUCACAAAGUGAGAAAUGUUACUAAUCUUAGAUGUGUUGCAUAUUUUGUGUUUUUACUUUCCAAACUCUUUCAAAAGCUGCAGUUAUAAAGCUGUUUGGCUGUAUUGACAGCAUGUGGUGUUUUUUGCAAAAGCAAUUCUAGGAGAGCCAGUGUCUCCCACGGACUUCUCACAUCCCUACUCCAGGGUCGUCCACAAAAAUCAAAAUGGUAAUUUGUAUGUUAUAUUUUUUUCAAAAGAUAAAAGGGGAUGGAAAUCAGACCUGGCUGUUAGUCACUAGUGUGUAGUACUGUGAUCUGAAGUAGGAAAUUUAACUCACAUAGAAUAAUUGUGGUUUUUGAAGCAGCUACUUUGCUUUUUCCUUUUGCUAUGAAGAUCAUGGAUUUGGAAUGUCCUCAUGAGGUGGGCCUAAGACAGUAACGUUCAACUUCAUGUCUUAGAACCCACCCUCCAUCUGAACCCAAAGAUUAAAAAAGGCAGUAAGCUUCGUGUUUAGGCCUAAGCUUAAAAAUGUGCUCCCCGACCACUAAUAUUGAGUUUGGCAAGGGGUACAUCUUUUUCCCCAAAAAGUUAUAGCCUUAAAUUAUAAAAUAUAUCACUAAAGUUGAUAAUGUAAUUCUUUGCAUGAAUGGAAACGUAUGUUUAAUAUUUUUACAAAAGGCAUGGUUACAAUGAAAAUGUCCUUUUGCCUCAAAUUUUGCUAAACCCAAAAAAGUAUUUCACUAUUUCAAGCAUUAUUUACAUACAAAUUCCAAAACUGGACAAAUUGUACAAUUCCCUUAAAAUUUGAUAUGGUAGAUUUAACAGUGGUUCUGUUGAAUCAUGUAAAGGAAAGAUGAUAUUUGAGGGAGUUUGUAAGCAGAAUAUCAUGUUUUAACCCCAUUACUGAAACACACACAUUAUAAUCAGAAAUAGAUCUAAUAAUUCUAAUGUCCCUCCAUUAGUGAACUCUGGUGAUGCUAAAGGGAGAUCACCCCUUACCAGGAGGCUCUGAUCUAAGAGUCAUCAGAGGGUAACUAAAAAAUUUCAAUCAAAAACAUUCUCUAAGGCUUGUCCUAGAUUAUGUCGGUUGCUCCCAUUCAAAACCUCUCUUUGAGAAAGUGGGAAAAAACUCAGUCUUUGAAAAUUUUCUGGUCAGGAAAACAAUGUUUUCUUUUUCUAAAUUGAAAUAAAGACUGACUAAAAUUUCCCAUUCUUCAUAAUUGUUUCUAAUUGGUACAUGCAAUCCUAUACGUGUCGACCUAGUAACAUUGCAAAUAUAAGCAAUUAGAGGGAAGCUGGCAUAUUCUUCUAACCCAAACUCAAAAAAUAUGAGUAAUUGUUCACUUCUAUUUCUGUAUGGAAGAAUUUCAAAACAUUUCAUUUUGUUCUGUUUAUUUGGGGACGGUGCAUGAGUGAGGGAGAGGGGGUGGUUCUUUCAAGUGAUUCAUAUCUCAAAUUCAUACCACCCUCAACUUUUGUUUGAUGUAUUCAAAGCCGACAACAAACAACACAAAAACUGAACACUUAAUUUGACAUGAGGCUGAAGGAGUGAGCAAGCCAGAGGAGAGAGUUUGAAUAAAGCAUGGCCUUGGCUUCAUACCACACUUUUUGUGCCUUGUAUUAUCAAUGUAAAUUCUGAAUGUUGUACAGUAAAUACUUGGAUGGACUUCUUAGAAAAGGCUGCACUGGCUUCUUUUUCAGCACAUGUACAUAUCUAUAAAUAUAUAUACAUAUAUAUUUGGUAAUGCCAAACAGCUGUGUUAUAUUGUAUUGAACAAAAUGGACGGUUUGGAUGUUUUAUGUAGAGUUUGCAAAAAAACUGGAUGGUUACAGACUUUUCAAGAUAAAUGUACAGACGUAAAUUACUGCAUAUCAGUUAUUUAUGAAUAAAGAGUCUUUUAUUGACAUUUUAGGAUACUUCAUGAGUGGCACUCUGAAAUCCCAAAGAGGGACCCCUCUACACAUCUGCCAUAUCCUAUCAGGAGCUGGAAUGCCCUUCAUAUCAAAGACAAUUUCUAAAUACUUGUUAACAUAUUGGACCUAAUUUCUCCUUCUGGUCUUAAGGAGAAACUAUGGCUACAGAAGCAAAGAUAAGAAUAUCUUCUAACAUCCCAACACACACAUACACACACAUAACUUUCUUGGGAUAUAGUUUUAUAUACUCUGAGAUAAUCUUAGCCACCACAACUGAGAUAACCGUUCACCUAAUUCCUCAAAAUGCUUGGGUUAUUUUUACAGACUGUAUAGAAAAUGUUCUGCCUCUCCAUGGGGAAAUGUUAAGAAAAUAAGUACAACGUUUCACAUUUCAAGUACAUCAUGACAGGUUGAAUCCGUUUUAAAUGGUUUUAAAUGCUG
Messenger RNA from Rhinolophus ferrumequinum (greater horseshoe bat), 9594 nucleotides. RefSeq names its product unc-5 netrin receptor D (gene UNC5D). Lineage: Eukaryota; Metazoa; Chordata; Mammalia; Chiroptera; Rhinolophidae. The coding region runs from base 310 to 3186 and encodes 958 amino acids. The record is from RefSeq and is a predicted model, not a curated record. The transcript is spliced from 18 exons. Gene Ontology annotation, molecular function: protein binding; netrin receptor activity. Gene Ontology annotation, biological process: netrin-activated signaling pathway. Gene Ontology annotation, cellular component: membrane.